ACUCUCAGACUGAAAGUGAAAGUAUAAACCCACUGCUGACUCUGAGGAUGCUCUGACUCCCUGACUGUGCAGACAUCCAGACCAGAACCCAGUGCAGGAUUUCUAGUCCAGGGAUCCAAACCAGGACCCAGACUUCAGCUAUCUGAGCAGCAGAUUGCGGAUUGUCUGGUCCCAGAAUCCAAACCAGCUCGGUGGUUCUGGUUGACGAGGAUUGUGGUCCAGAUGAUGUGGUUUCCCCGGGCGUCCAGCAGGAGGCAGCAGAGCAGCACAGGAGCAGGAGGAGUCGAGGAGAACCGGAAUGGAGAGAAAAAGAAAUUCCUGACACUGAAGAACCCUGGAAAGAUCUGGAAGAACCUCAGACAGCACAACCAGAACCACGCUGCAGAGCAUGAGGUGGACUGUGGGGAGACUCUGCAGGAGGAGCAGAGGGAGGAGCGUUUGGAGGAGAUCAGCAGGACCCUGAUCCUCAGGGAGGAGCAGCUGUUCAGUCAGGACCCCCGCUGCGAGGAGGCCGAGGACCAGCUGCAGAGAGACCUGGAGGCUCUCAGCCUGAAGAUAUGGAUGGCGAUCCACAACACCUUCACCCCCUCUUCAUCCUCAGCCUCCUCCUCUGAGGAGAUGGAGGUCCUGAAGAGUGCUGUGGUCUGCAUCCAGCAGCAGGAGGAACAGGACCGGCGAUGGACUGGAUGUCCUGAAGACAAAGUCCCGGUGUGGCGUCCUCAGAAGUGUCUCAACACUCACAACAGACUCCUACAGAGCAUGGUGGAGUCUAGAUUGAUGAGGGCCGCCGAGGAAGACUCUGGUGAAACUGAUGGACUGUCUUCACCCCUGAAGAGGGAGGUGUGUCGUGUGGGACGACGUGUGAAAGAGGACCUACUGACGGUGCAGAGGUCGGUGAUGGACUGUUACCCUCCUAAGAUGGACAUCCUGAAUCUGUACGGGGGACUCUACCAUCAGAGUUUCUCCACUCGACUGAAGAGUCUGGAAGCUUCUGGGCUAGAAACAGACGACUGCAGCUACCUGCUGUUCUGGAUCAACCACUGCUAUCCAAUUGAAAUAUUAAAACACGAAGAACUGGAGGGGAAGAUAAAAACGGCCUGCCUGGGUUCUCUGCUCCAACCGGACCACCUGGACCGACUGGAGGACCAGUCCCUGACCCACAAAGAGGAGAGAGUGAAGCAGUGGCUGAACUCAGCAUUUAGGAAAGAAGAGGAGAGCUGGCUGAGCGGAAAAACACCUGAACUCAUCGACCAGUACUGCUUCAGUCCGCUGGCUAUAGACGUCAUACAGGUGAUAGACGGCUCCCUGACUGAAUUAAGCUCUGUGGUUAGAGACCCAUUGAAAGCUCAGAGGCUCACAGCUCACCUGGAGCUCUUCCUCCUCAGCUAUAAGAAGAGUUUGGAGGAGUUUGUGAAAGGGAAAUCAUCAGGAAACAUCCGCUCAGUGGUCAAAGCUCAGCUGGUGUGUGAGCAGCAGUUCAGGGGUUACAUCACAGGUCUAACAGGAAGUCUGUCGGAGCAGCAGAGGUGCCGCUGUCUGGAGACUCUGACCGCCCUGAGGGAUUGUGGGUACAGGACUCUCACCGGCACCGUCCUCAUCCAGAUGAAGGUGUGUUUCAGUCAGCUGUGGACGGCGGCCUGGAUUGACGGGUCACUUCCUGUCGUGGACUCGUCGCUGGACUCUCUGUACCAGCAUCUUAUGGACCUGACGGACCUGAAACCAGCCUGCAGAGAGGUCUUGCUGUCCGACCUCCAUCAGGACCUGGUCCUGAAGUAUGUGAAGAGGAUGAUGAAGACCAGGACCAAGAGCAGGAAGCAGCAGGUGGGCGGAGCUCAGCGGAUGAUUGAGGACGCCGGAAAGAUCAACGACUUCUUCAAAGAAGGGGGCUGCAGGGAUUCUCUGUGGCUCGGGGAGAUGCUCUGCAGCCUGGCUGAAAUCCUCAGACUGCAGGACCCUGGAAGUGUUCAACUGGAGAUGGUCAGCCUGGCCAGAACCUUCCCCGACCUCAGUGGCGCUCACAUGUCGGCGUUGCUCUCCCUGAAAAGCGGCCUAUCAGCUGCUGACGUUCGCUCCAUCAGGAGGAGUGCGGAGGAGAACCGCCUCCUCGGUGCCUCCACCAAUCAGAGCCCUCCGUUCUUCUCCAGAGUCAAAGUGAAGUGGAUCAACAACAAGAUCAACCAGAUGGGACUGAAGCCCUGAACUAUCUUUGUGUUAGCAUUUUAGCCUCGCUACGUUAUAUAAGUUAGCAUGUUAGCAUAUUAGCAUGUUAGUUGACUGUAUCUGCAAAAUUAGCAUAGCAUGAGUUAGCAUGUGAGAGAGCAGGGUGUGUAACUAUCUGUCAGUAAACAGUAUUUAGGUGCAUUUCAACCAAGAGUUCUGGGGUCUUUUAGCCCCCAGAACUACUUUAUACUGAACUAAAAGGUUCCUGGUCCCACAUUGUUGUCUGCGUUUCGACCGCGGGCUGAAGUCCCGGGUAGAUUGUGCAAAUCAGGCCAGUGACGUAUGGAGGGAAUAAAAAGUAAAUGCACUACACCACCAGACCAGUAGAGGGCAGUAACACAAAGAGGAAUGCCAUUCAUCCCAGAUGACACCAUAGAAGCAGACGGACAGGCAGGUAUCAUUAUGAGCAACUCAACAGUUAGCCUGUUAGCAUGAAGAGACUCAGCUGGUCUGUUUUAGAUGGUGCUAUAUUUCAUCACAGAUGGAUUCACUGAAUCAACACGUGAGAGGAGAUAAGCACGAGUAGCAAAGACGUUUCAACACGGCUUUAAAAUCCUUUUGAACUCAAAAAGCCGUGAUCGCAGAGAUCGGCCGGUGUUUUGGUUUAAACUGCGACCCUGUUAACUGGAGACUCUCAGCCGGAUGCAUCCCUCAUAAACGUCUUUAGACCAUCAUUAAAUAUCUGAUGAGGAUAUUUUGAAAUCUUAAUAAAAACUAAACUAGUUUGCAUUCCCAGGAACUCCCUCUGUGUUUCAACAGCUGUGUAAACUCCACAAACACUGACACGUUCAGCUGAAGGUCUCCAGUUUACAGGGUCACUUUUAAAAGCGGAACACCGGGAGGAGAGACGCAUUCCCGGUGGGCUGAGAGAAGACUACUGUUACAAGCUGCUAAAUCAAGAGAAUCACAGCUUCUUCUUUUGAAAAGUACACACACAUACAAAAAAGAUAGAACAAAUAAAAACUAAUGAAAGAAAGAGAAAUCAAGAGAAUCACAGAUGUGUGUGAUGUUAUUGUGGACGGAGGGUGGAAUAAAAACACUGAGGUUAAUCUACCAAUCAGACACGCUCAGCAUUGCAGGCCCCGCCCCCUGAAAGUCCCGGGACCUUUGAAAAGUACUACACCCCUAACAGGGGCUUUUUAAGGGGUAGAUAAUCUACCCCUGUACUAAAUUUAGACCCUGGGUCCGCCGGUCGAAAUGCCCCUUUUCAUAUUUUAUCACACGCCUGUAUCUCGCCUGAGUUUCUGCUUCAUCACAGCUAACUUGGCGGUUGUGACGGAUGCUAUGGUCCGCCAUUUUGAAGGACGGACAGUUUCAAAGAUAUUUAUUCAUCAGCAGGAGACGUGGGUCAUUCUCAAGGUGUCCCUCAGGGUUCUAUCCUGGAUCCUCUAGAGUUCUUUAAGAAGACUGGGGGGCGCACUCCUACCUCAUUGGUUUAUAAAGGUGAAUUAGCGUGAAGCUAACUGUGCUACAUUUCAUCAUAUGGAAAGCUUCGUGUUUAAGAUGUUUGUGGAUUAAUAAAUCAGACCAAUGAAAUAAAACCGGUCUCUUGUCUUUAAAAGGAGACGUGAGGAAUGUAAGAAACUCUCACUGCUAACUUCAUGAUGACAUAUAAACACCUCAAUAACAGUUACCUUCUCAUCUGUCUUUGUGCUACACAAACUCUAACUUCUUUAUCAAAUAAACA
Messenger RNA from Notolabrus celidotus (New Zealand spotty), 3907 nucleotides. RefSeq names its product tumor necrosis factor alpha-induced protein 2-like. Lineage: Eukaryota; Metazoa; Chordata; Actinopteri; Labriformes; Labridae. The coding region runs from base 223 to 2199 and encodes 658 amino acids. Gene Ontology annotation, molecular function: SNARE binding. Gene Ontology annotation, cellular component: exocyst. The record is from RefSeq and is a predicted model, not a curated record. The transcript is spliced from 13 exons. Gene Ontology annotation, biological process: exocytosis; exocyst localization.